ACUCUGAGCAGCAGCUCCGGUGUGUGCGGGCCGCCGGGUGUGUCUCUCCGCUCGGCUGAUGGAUAUUCCGGUUUUUCCGGUCGGCUCCUCCUGGUUUUAACCGCUGCAGCUCCGAGUCCCGCUUCAGUCCGAGCAGCAGCAGCAGCAGCAGCAGCAGCAGGAUGGCCUCCAACACUGCCACCAUGGGGAACCUCCCCAGCGGGAUCGGAAUAUGCACGACCAUCCCCGACAUCCUCUACCUGCCUGAGCUGAUCUUCGGUGGCCUGGUCUGGAUCUUGGUGGCGUGCACGCUGGUGGUGCCACAGAACCCUCAGGGCUGGGUCAUGUUCGUCUCCGUCUUCUGCUUCAGCUUGACUUUUAUCUGGAUGGUGGUGUUCGCCUGCGGGGGGCAUCGCAACAAAGGCAGCUGGGCUGCAGCAGACUUUGCGUAUCACGGCAUUGCGGCCUUCUUCUACCUCAGCGCCUCAGUGGCUUUGGCUACAGUGACCCUGGGCUUAGAUGAUGGGACUGGCUCCCAAAGCUACAAGCUGGACAUCGCUGCAGUGGUGGGCCAUCUUGUAGCAAUCCAGUAUCGUUUGCUAACGGUCAGCUACUUGACAGAGACAAACUAGCUCAACAACACGGCCAAACGUCUUCUCGUACGUGGCGACUCUCCUCUACUUCAUCCACGCCAUCCUGUCUGCCAUCCGAUGGAAAUCUUUCUAGAGACAAAGCUGAUUUUUGAAGUUUGAACAUGAAGCUGCAGCACGCUGACGUGAAGAUGAGGGGAGGGCUGACGGUGAUGGAGGCUGACUGCAGAGGCGUUUGGAUUCUGUAUCACCGCAGCGUCUCUCAGCGUCCGGCUGUAUGAAGCAGGAGGGGUUCAGGGAUUUGAAGUGAUGACGUGAAGAAGUUUCGGCUUCGUCAGUUCUGUCGAUGGAUCCACAGAAGCUGCGGAGCGUGUCAGCAGGUUUACAGCCUCACACAUGACUGACGCUGAAGCAAAAAUGCUGAUUAGACUGGUUUUUAUUUCUGAGCUGUUUCUGACAGUUUCUAUUAUUCUGUCCACCCCCACAUGUUCUGUGAGCUCUGCCUCCUCUGAGCGCCCUCACUGCUGUACCUUUGUUAUGGCUUUCCUUCAGAUCCGUCUUCCUGUUCUGCUCUCAGCUGAUGAAAGAAAGAUGUUGAUGUGGCUGAAUUCAGGCUGUAUUUUUUUAUAACUUUCUCAACAAGAAGAUCAAAUUAAAUAUGGAUCAAAGCAGGAAAUUAAACCAGGCUGUAUAUUGAGACUUUUGUUUUUGUAAUCUAAGCCUUGAUAACUUCAUUCAUGCUUCGUUUUUAUACGUUUUUGAGACUGUUGACGUCACUGAGGAUGAAUAAAUGUGU
Messenger RNA from Epinephelus moara (kelp grouper), 1365 nucleotides. Its product is annotated as myelin and lymphocyte protein-like. The coding region runs from base 162 to 611 and encodes 149 amino acids. NCBI's taxonomy places the organism in Eukaryota, Metazoa, Chordata, Actinopteri, Perciformes, Serranidae. The record is from RefSeq and is a predicted model, not a curated record. Gene Ontology annotation, molecular function: structural constituent of myelin sheath. The transcript is spliced from 5 exons. Gene Ontology annotation, cellular component: membrane. Gene Ontology annotation, biological process: myelination.